This is a messenger RNA of Musca domestica (house fly), 2057 nucleotides long. RefSeq lists its product as uncharacterized. Gene Ontology annotation, biological process: SCF-dependent proteasomal ubiquitin-dependent protein catabolic process. The record is from RefSeq and is a predicted model, not a curated record. Gene Ontology annotation, cellular component: SCF ubiquitin ligase complex. The transcript is spliced from 2 exons. NCBI's taxonomy places the organism in Eukaryota, Metazoa, Arthropoda, Insecta, Diptera, Muscidae. The coding region runs from base 180 to 1949 and encodes 589 amino acids.
AAAUAAGUGACAGUAGAAUUUACGACUAGAACGGGUGCACACGUCCCAUUAUUUGUUUAUGGUGCAUUUUUUUGUGGUUUUGUUUUGUUUUCCUCGGUUCGUUUCGGGCAUAAACAAACGGACAUAAUUUAUUUCCAAUUAUAUAAUAAUAGUUAUAGAAAGUGGAAACUUAGAGAAAAAUGAAUGGAUUCGAGAGCAUAGCAAACAAUUGUGAAAUACAAAUCUAUAUUUACAAAUUAUUGACGUUCAAAGAUCAACUGCGACUGGCCCGGGUCAGCGAGGGACUGCGCUGCGUUUUCGAACGUUUCAUAUGGCCAGUGAAAUAUGAAAAGUUAACAGUGGCCGAAAUCUUUCCCAACUAUGUGGUCACAAAUGAGACCAUUGCGAAUGGUCUUCUGAUGACGGCCGAUGUGUUCAUUGAGUUUCUCAACUUCUAUUCGCAACAGGUGCAUGAGUUGACGUCAUACUCGCACUGGGAUCUGAAGCAAUUUAAGAAUCUCACCACCCUCAAGUGUUGUGUGGACCUGUGUUGGCUGGAAUUGCUGCAAUCGGUGGCCAAUAAUAUACCGGGCUUGGAGAACAUCUAUUUGCUCUCGUACAAUCAGGAUCACAAGGUGUAUUUUACACCCUACAUGGUGAUACACAUGUUUGGCGCCAUAACGGAUGGUUUCGUUUCGGUGGAAUUUGUGGAGAGUUUGUUGCGCAUGAAACACCUGAAACGCAUCUCUUUGGACUAUCGCUGUGACUUUCCCAUCAUUCGCAUUGGCUGUGAUGACUUCUUUCGUCUGAUUUACCAGCUACCCAUGGAAGUGUUGGAGCUGAGUUUUGUUGUGGAACCUGAAAAUCCAGCCGAUUAUAUUCCCCAGCCCCCGCCCACAGCCAUCUAUCCUUUGCAAUUGAAAUCGCUGAAAAUCACCACCACUCUGGAUCGCAACAAAUGGUCCAAGAACUAUGACAAGUUCAUGGCAAUAUUCCAAAACCUAAAGAGUCUGAAUUUGCGCAUGAUUGAUGGCAUAACUGAGGAGAUUCUAAAUACCAUUUGUCAGGCAUGUCCCAACCUGGAAUCUCUAACCAUACAGCGUAGCACGUUCUUUGACAUCAGCGCACUGAGGCUACCUGAUCAUUUGGAAAAACUGAACAUUGAAUUUUGUUAUGGCCUGAGUUAUGGCAAUUUAAAGGAAAUUCUCACCUGUCCCCAUCUCAGGGAAUACAUUUCCAUUGGGACAACAUAUAAAGGAGAUUUUGAAAAUUUCACCAUUUCAGGGACGAUUCAAAAGCUGGCUUUGGGUGGAGUACCAAUGCAGGAAUUUUAUCUUGCCUAUGCCCACAAUGAGAAUCUGCAACACUUGGCCUGGAUACCCAGCAACCGAGAUAACAGCAAUCUCUUUCACAUGGCCAGGGGAGUACCACCGAACCUGACAACUCUACAAAUGAAAUGUUGUCAAGUCACCAUGGAAUCGCUGCAACAAAUGACCCAAUUACAAUCAUUAGAUACCUGGCUAGUACAACCCUUCCAGACCUCAUACAUUUUGCAACUCCUUCGUUUGCCGGCUUUGCAGCAUCUAACGUUGCGCAUCGAAGACAUGCAAUUCAAUUGUCCCCUCCCCUCGGCGGAAGAGGAGCUCCUCACAAAUGUCAUCCAUCUGAAGCUGUUCUAUAGCAAACGUUUCGCAACCGAUUUAGAUUUUUGGUUAGAUCUAUUUCGUCAUAACACCAAAAUGACCAUGGCCAUAUCACCAUAUCCCGAUACCGAAGAUUCGCUCAGGUCUUUAAUAAAUCAUGCAAAAUUUCCCAAGUCACUGAAGAGGUUAUUCCUAUUCGGUUUUACAAUAAAAUGUGAUGAUUUACGAAGAAAUUUUGAAUCGACCAUAAAAAGUAUAGUCUACCAUAGAAAUGUGUUCGAUGAUCCAGAGGAUGACCGAUUUUUCAUUGUCCUACGCAGGGGCUAGGAAAAUCGAGAAGAAGAGGAAGAAGCAACGACAUUUCGUUGCUGAGGUCACUUCUAUGUCUUCCAGUGUUUCUAAAUAAAAUUAUGUGUAUAUAGAAUUAAAAUAAAC